Messenger RNA from Dermacentor andersoni, 5273 nucleotides. RefSeq lists its product as uncharacterized. Gene Ontology annotation, biological process: DNA catabolic process. The record is from RefSeq and is a predicted model, not a curated record. Gene Ontology annotation, cellular component: cytoplasm. Gene Ontology annotation, molecular function: nucleic acid binding; 3'-5'-DNA exonuclease activity. NCBI's taxonomy places the organism in Eukaryota, Metazoa, Arthropoda, Arachnida, Ixodida, Ixodidae.
GGAGCGGAAGCAGCAAGUCGGCAAGUCAGCGCGCGUCGCCGACGUCAACGCGAUUAGGCGUAAACAACAUGGCCGCCCCAAUGCGUUGGUUAUUGCAGCGUCGGUAACGUGGCUUCGAUGCACGGGAAUAAUUCUAUGCGAGCCCUUUAACGCGGUGACAGCGAAGCGGUGUGUCCACCUGUAUCGUGCUCGGUCGCGAAGCGCACGCGAUGGGACUCCGAGAGCUGGGGUUCCGCGCGCGCGGCCGUACGUAAAGCGUGCGGAAGUGGCAACGGGUGAUAGGUCGUCGCAGACAGACCUCAACGCUGCUUUGAGCGCGUGGACGAACCCCCGGGCUGGACACAAUCGGCUUAGAAACGGACGUCGCCGACUACAGCGUCAUGGACAGGCCGCCGGGGCAGCCGCGACAAAUUGAGACCCUGGUAUUUUUGGACUUUGAGACAACCGGCCUACCAGAGUAUAUGCCACGGCGCAAGGUGAACGUGACUGAGCUGUCGCUGGUUGCUGUGCCACGGAAGCUUCUGCAGGUUCCACUGCGCUGCCUGCAUAAACUCACUCUUUGCGUGCAGCCACAGAGUGCCGUUACGGUGGAGGCUGCUCAAAUCAGCGGUCUGGACAACUGGGAGCUGCAGUGGUGUCCAUCCUUUGGGGAAGCAGCCCAGGUUUUGGAGAAGUUCUUGUACACCCUGCAACCGCCCAUCUGUCUUGUGGCGCACAAUGGCGACAAGUUUGACUUUCCGCUGCUGCGAGCCGAGCUGAAGCACGCCUCUCCCGGCAUUGACCUGACGGCUUUCUUCUGCUGUGACUCCCUGCCAGCAUUCCGCGAGAUUUUGGGUGAUGCUGCCGACCUUCAGGAGGUGACUGAGGUGACGGCACUGGGUAAGCUUGGUAAGGAUUUUUGGGAAGCCUUCGAAGCUGCAGAUGUUAUGUCUGUGAAUGACAGUGACGAGGAGCUACUGUCCCAGCCUGCGAAGAGGCCAACGGAGUGGACACCACAGAAUAAAGGUUCAGCAUCUCAUGGCGUCCCACCUCUGGCAAAAAAAAGACGUGAAGAGACUGGACAGUGCUUUCACCAAUCAGUGGUGCGGAGACUUGAUUUUCCAGAUGCUGCUCCUGCAAAUGGCAGUAAUGCCCAAUCAACGUCGGCAAUAAACAGGGCAUUUGUGAAUGGAAACAAAGCUGCUUCCUCAAAGCUACACAAAGAAAGCAAUGGCCUGGCCUCGUAUGGCGCUGCACCGACAGUGCCAAGCACUAAUGGCAGUUUCCAUUCGGCAAAGAGUAAGAGAAAAGUGAGGUUCAGCCUUGGAAGUGUUUAUGAGCGUGUUGUGGGAACAAAGAUGCCCUCAGCGCACGAAGCAGAGGCUGACAGCCGAGCACUCGCCGAGAUUUGUGCCCGAUUGGGCAGCCAAUUCCUGGAGUAUGUGGAUGCAAAGCACCACAUGCUCCAGAAUGUGGCUCCUAUGUGGGAGUAGGAAGGUGGUGGGUUCCAUCCUCUUGGCUGUGCUGUUACAUGUGUGUGCUCCAACCAAAUGUGCUGUGUUUCGAUAGGUAUACGGGGUUGAAGCAAUCAAUUUUUGCUCUGCAGGAGCUUGGUGGGUUAUGAAGAAUAAGUUUGAUACAUUCUGAAAAGGCAUUUGUUGCGAAAAUUCUACAGGCGUGAAUUUACUCGGGGGGGGGGAGCAACUAAGUUUCAUGGUGUCGAUCUUGAGUUGUGUGAACAGUUUUUUUUUAACCUGGUGCUAAAUCAAAUUUUGGCACUUAAAUGCACAUUGCUGUACGAACACCUAGGGCAGUAUAUAUAGUAAUAUUACUAUUUAUUUAUUUAGACAGAACCUAGUGCCAGAGUUGAAACCAGUCAUUGAGGCUGCACAGAAAGACAUCAUCAUAAUCUAUAGCAUUGUUUUAUGUGUGCAUUGAAGGAAGAUGUUUUUUAAAGGUGCCUGUAGCUACGUGGAGCAUGAAAAUUUGUUACGUAAUAUUUAGCCAGAAGAAUUGUGGAAUAUCUGAAGUGUUGAGCUUCAGCAUUUUAGAAUGAUUGAGCAAAGCAGUCAGUUCAUCUGAGGGGUGCGAGCCCAUAUGAGCGCUUACAAAAACGAGUGUUCUUUCCUGUCUUUUUUUCUCUUUUCUAUCUCUUGUCAUGUGCCACAAGCCUCCUUCACUUCUUGUCAUGACAUGGCAAGUUCCUGUAAACAAAGUUAAGUCAUCUUGUUUCCCACAAACAAGUCUUACAUGCAAUAAAUAACUACGGGAGUUAUGCUGCUCAGAAAGCACGCAAAUGCAUCAACUCAACAUGUAGAGUCAUCAUCUUCAUCAAAGGCAAAAGUAAAUACUGCGAGUGGUUGCCGGUUGUAUUAUUUCCUUCAAGAACAAUACAGUACGUCAUGAGCAUCUGCUAGUUGCAGAUAUUAGAACUUGCAUCAGUGCUGGAAAACGCACAACCUUUUCUGCUUGUUGAGUUUAUUUUUCCAUAACAUUAAUGCCUGCUACUAUACUAUAAAAAAAGGUACAUGUAACAUUGAGAUUUAUUACGUUGCUGUAAAUUCAGUGGCCGCAUCCAGAGCAGGGACUAGUGGGAUGUCACAGAAACACAUAUGAUGUGACUGCAAGCCAGCCUCAAGCUGUUCAAGCAGUGAAGGGAAAUGGUGGUAUCAGAGAGAGUGUGUACUCUUUUUUAUUAUAUAGGCUUCCCCAUAUGCACAGUGAUGAAAUAAUUUGCACAAAUUAUUAUGAACAUGUUUUACAUGCCAUGUGCCUGUGCAUUGGCAAUGUUGAAACUUGUUAAGCCUCGUAAAUGCAAUGAUAAGGAGCUAUAGUACUUGCAAUUUAUAGUCAAGUAACGACUAUACAUAAGCCAACAUGUAAUGAGAGCCUCAUAUGGUUGUUACUUGGCUUCAAAUGAAAAGGUACCCCUUGGUUGCCCUUAUUCUUCUCGCUCUUUUCAAAUUUAUGGGCACGAUGAAAGAUCAGCAACAACCAUGAUUUUUUUUUGUCGGAAUAUAAACUCGGACCAGCCCUCCAAUUGUAAUACAAAUGCCUUCAAAAACACAAUAUACUAGCUAUCAUCCAGUCUACACUGCUGAAAUAAUUGCCACAGAGCCACAAUGCAUCUAGCUGCAUUUAAAAGGCCAUUCAAUGGGAUGCUGGAUGUCACCCCUUCGAUGCAUCUUUGCCGCUGGUCUCCCUACCAGCUUCUGCAUACUUGGGUGGCACUACUUGGCACUUCUGCAUGCCACAGGCAGUCCCGCAGUCCCCAGUGAAUAUAAUGAUCUCGUUGGUACAACGAGCACACCUACGAGAUUGGAGAUCAUUUGCGAUGCCUUCCUUCCACAGGCUCUUGCUCGGCUUUCGCUUGCAUCAAUUGUACUCCACCUCUUGCACAAUGGAAAAUCUUAUCCUUUGUAGCUCACAGUGUCUGACUGCAUUGCAGACGAUAGCUUGAGUGACAAUCAUUUUGCUUUAGGACAAUUUGGUUUCCAAUUUUAUCACCUGCUGUUAGAGGGGUACUGAGAUUACAUUUUUUGAAUGUUUUCUUUUACUUUUUUUUUGUUAGAUGAAGGUGCAAACACUUUAAAGCUUACGAAAAAUAUUGGCAAGCGUGGGAGCACCCUAAUUUACUACAAUAAAUGUUGCUUAUCGAAACCGAAUCCCGUUUUAGUACUGAGGAGGUCAAUACACCAUGAUGCGACAAUACAGUGGCUGUCUCCAUUCCUGCGAUUGCUGCAGCUGCCACGAGCGAGCGCAGCCAGAAAAAUCCACAGUACUCUAGUUCAAUAUUAUGUUUUUUAAUGAGCAUCACCAUCAUAACUAGCCUUAUUGCUACGUGAGAAAUCUUGACUUCACGAUAUUGUCGAUGACGCCAAGUCUGGCAUCUCGAGACUUUAGUAUCAGAUUAAAAUAUUGUACAGGUCUUCCCCAACCUUAAUAUUUGCGAAGUGUGGUACUUUCAUACAUGUAAGAAGCGUCUAUAGUCUGAUGUAACAAUAAGUCAUACUGAAGAUUUCUUGUGAUCGUAGCGAACAGCAGUUUAGUUUGAGCACAGCAGCAUCUUGCUUGCUGAAAAAAUUUUCAGCGCCCCGAUGUUGUAAAGAAUGAACCGCAGCAUUGGAGGCAUUAUCAGCUGUAUCACAUGUUGACACAGCAGGUUCUUGUGACUCAUGAGCAGUGUUUGUACAUACAUCUAAAAAUUGAAAAAUAUCUGUCAGUACUUCUUUGAAAUUUAGUCACUUAUGCAGGCAAUACAUUGCAUUGCCUACGAGCCAAGACUAAAGGAGAAAGUUGUCUCCUGACUGGGUCUUGCAGGGCAAAACAGCAGCAGUGACUCUCAAGGCACAAAAAAACUUAAACAGUGCAUGCCACUAACUCGUGUGCAGACUGUCUUGAGCUUGCAGAAAAUUGUUAAUGUUUUGCCCAGUAAAACUCGUGCUCUGUUAAUGAGAAUGCGUAAGCAGCUGUGUAUACGAUACUGAAAUCACAGUGCCUGCAGUUUACAUCUAUGCUCUGGAUAGUGAAGGUGCUUGUAAUUUCUUUGCUCCUGCUCCCUGAACAGCAGUAAGGCAAGCACUCACCGUCAUGCUUCAGAAAUUUUUCACAUAAUAAUGGUAAUGCACAAGUGGUAUGAAACAGUGACAUGAUUUUAGGCUUAAUGAAUUUUGUGUAACCUUUACUGGCUUUUGCCUCAUUUCGUGUGCAAUGCUUUUUGCUUCCCCAUUUGAUUUGUGCUCAUCCAUGUGCUGUAAAUACUGUUUGGCAUGUUAUUAUUGUUUAUUUUUCUGUUUUUGAAGUUACCUGUGCACUGCAAAUGCUUUCGUGCACAUUUCUUUUUGUAAAUUCUUAAAGUUAGCUUAGCUCUUUAAUGCCAUUUAUGGCUUUUUUGGCCAUUGUUUUUAUUAUGUACUAGUUGGCAAAGCUCUCGUAUGAUUGUUCACUUUAUUGCGCACAAUUUGUUGGCAGUACAGUGGGCAUUAAGGAAUAUACUCAUACUUGUUUGAUUUUGGCAGAUAGAUCUUUUAGUCUUUAUGACAUAGUCAGAAAUAAACAAAUAUUUUUUACAUAUAUUUUUGUGGAAUGGUGACAAAUGUGGAACAGCCGAAUUUUAUUGCUGAUCACAGAUUAGUGGAAGUUUAGUAAAUAAAUUUGCAGUCAUUGGAUUGAAUGAUUUAAUUUUUUGCAAGCGGAAAUAGCGGUCGAAAACUUUCUGCCAUUGUGUGUUGUUCUACUGACUUGCAAUGCAUUGCUGUAAGCCUUUGUGACAUUAAAAAAUUCACCUCUUACAA